AUGACUGUUGAUCCUUGCACCAGUGAUGGUUGCAUGAAGCGGCGCUCUGAUGCUGACCGUCGCAUCAAGACGUUGAGAAUUGGCGGCGAAUCAGACCAGCAGAGAAAGUUUAUAAAUUUUAGAAGUGACGAUAUACUGCAUAGCAAGAAUCCACGGAGAGGAACUUGCAAUGAUAUCCAGUCAUGGUGGGAGUUACCGAGUAUCGCACACUUCUGCUCACUCUUCAGAGCCGCUUUCGAUCUUCUUGAUUUUGACAUUGAGGAGUUAGAGGAGGCACUACUGACAGAUGGGUUGGAUGAUACAGGUAGCCCCCUGCUGGUGGAGCUGACAGUGCGCCUAGUGCAGGGCUGUCUCCCAGGCAAGACAGUCAAUGCUACAAACUACCAGAGCUACCUCAGGAAGCUCUUCAAACAUAAAUGUCAGGAGGAUCCGACGAGAGAAAAUUUAUUCAAAGAAGGUGAUCUCAGAUAUCUUCCUUUAAGAAGAAAGGUGGAAAUCCUUCAUGCCGUCUGUGACUUUAGAUUAGAAGCUGAGGAUGUUCUUGAUCUCCUAAAAAAUCUAGAAUCUGAUAGUUUACGGGUGGAGCCACUCGGGUAUGACGACAGCGGCUCUACUUAUUGGUAUUUUUAUGGCACCCGGCUCUACAGAGAAGACCACUCACUCUACCACCCACACAGACGGAAACCAAAGGAUAAAGACAAAGAAAAAGAAGAUAAGAGAAAAAAGAAGCGUAAGAAAAAAGGCCACAAGAAUGAGGAUAGUGAAGAGGAGGUUGAAGAACCAAAGUCAGUGUGGCAGGUUCAGUGUUUCUCAGAGGAGGACUGGAAUAAUCUAGCAGAGAAAUUUGAAAAUUGUGCUUCCAAGUUAGAACGCAGUUUACUGCAGACUCUUCGGGAGGAUUUUCUUCCUGAAAUUCCAAGACUCUUUCAGGAAAAAGAAAAGAUACAGAGGAAACGAAUGAUGGAAUUUGCCCCACGGAGAUCAUCGGGAAGAGUACAGAAACUGAAAGAGAAGAAAGAAGAGGAAGAGAAAAAAUUGGCCAUAGAAAUAGUUGAACAAGAGAAGAGAAGACAGCUGGAAGAAGAGAAGAAGAAGAAAAGAAAGGAAGAAGAGUCUGUUUCAGGAGAGAAGACAGAAAGAAAAAAGUCCAGAGAGGUGUUGAAAGAGGAGGUCGUCCAGGAGACAGAUUCACCGCCCAAGGUUAACAAAUCCCCUAGAGAAAGGAAGAGAAGUGAAAGCCACGAGAACAAAAGUAGAGAAAGACCAGAAGUUGAGGUGAUUGAGAUAAAUGACACCUCGGAGGUAGAGGAGGAAGAGGAGGAGGAGCUCAAGGAACCAAUAAAGAAAGUCAAAGAAGUCCGGGAAAAGAAAGCCAUGGACUACUCUCAGGAAGAAUCUCCACAGAAGAGAAGAGGGAGAAAACCGGGAAGAAAACCUGGUUCCAAAAAGCGCGUCGCCAAGGAGGAAGUGUCGGAUGAGGAGGAGGAGAGCUCUAAGCCUCAGGUAUAUAGUGGACGGAAAACAAACAAUUCUUUGUCAUCUGUGGCGUUUUCACUCAGUCCAGCAGCAGUUGUGCCUGAACCUAAUGUUACUGCUGUCAACACAGUCACUUCACCACCAACUAAGAAGAAAGUUAAAAGUGCUCAUAUGGUUCUUCAAACAGAGGAUGACCUUCGCACAGGAAUGUAUAAGGUCUUGGAACAUCUGCGAGAUCAUGAGGAUGCCUGGCCCUUCCAUGAUGCUGUAGAGGAGGAGUAUGCCCCAAACUAUUAUGCUGUUAUUAGAAGGCCUAUGCACAUCAGUCGGAUGGAAGAACGUCUCGAUGCUGGGUAUUACACUAACCUUGCCAUGUUUGAAGGUGACUUCAAACUCAUGAUGGACAAUUGCAAAUUGUAUAAUGGACCAGAGAGUGAAUACACACACAUGGCAUACAAUCUGGAGAAAGUGUUUGCAAAGCUCAAAGCCAAAUAUUUGGAGGCGGAUCUUUCCUCGGAUGAAGAGAUGUACAUAGACAUGAGCUACCAGCAGUCAGCCAAAAGAAAGAAAAGACGAAAUAACAGUGAUGAGAAAGAGAACACAAGAAUAGAUGGUGAGAAACUGUCACCGAAGAAGAGGGGACGCAAGAAGAAGAAAGUAGGAAGGAAGCCAAAAGAGAAACAUAUUAGUGAUGUAAUUAUCCCACCCAACAAGGAGAGGAAGAAGGGCAAGUUCGGCAGAGAAAAAGACAAAGAAAAGGAGAAGCCGAAGAAGGACAAACCAAAGAUUGAUCAGUAUGAGUUCCGAGAUGACGAUGAAGAGGAAGAUGAUGAUGAUGAUGAAGAUUUUGAUAUACCUCCACUGCUGGUGAGGGAAGACCCAUAUCCUGAGGAAGAUGAUGAUGAGGAGGAGGAGAUGGAAGACUAUGGACUAGAGACCAAAAAGCCUAUCCUAGAUCAUCCUCCAGAAGAAAAGGAAGAGGAGGAAGCAGGAGAGGGAGAGGAGGAGGAGGAGGAUGAGGAAGAGGAGGAAGAAGAUGAGGAAGAGGAAGUGAAACAAAAGAUGGUCAUUCCAGCUGUAAAGAAUAAGAUAGGAAGACCAAGAAAAGAAGACAUUAUUAAAAAGACUGUCCAUAAGGAUGCGAUAGGAAUAGAAAAGAAGGAAGAGAUUGAAGGUGAAGAUGUGGAUGAUGAUGAUGAUGAUGAUGAUAUAGAGCCAGAUGUUUGCAUGUAUUACAACAAUGAAGAUUACAGAAGUGAUGAAGAUAAUGACGAAGAAAAGAGUAAUGCAGACUACAUAAGUGAAAAACACAAUGAACUCUUUGGAGAGAUUGAUGACAUUGAGGAUGAUGAGGUGGUUGAAGAGGAGGAGGAAGAGGGAGAGGAUGGAGAGGAGGGAGGAGACAAGGCACAAGUGUCAGAGAAAGGGAAACACAAUCAUGUAGGGAAGCAGAACAAGAAAAAAGGUGGGAUUGGUAAAGACAAGGAAAAGAAGAAGCACAAACAUGGGGAGAAGCAUGACAAACACCACCACCACCACCACCAUCACCAUCAUCACCACCAUCACCAUCACAAGAGCAAAACAAAAGAUGGCAAACACCAUAAGAAAAAGAACAAGCAUGCAGGGGAAAAAGAUGGCAAAAAGAUCCUGAAGGUAGAGGAUGUGUAUGACUAUUCGGAUGAAGAAGAACGUGAACGUGAACGUGAACGGGAACGGGAACGGGAACGGGAACGUGAACGGGAACGUGAACGGGAACACGAUCGUGAUCUUGAUCUUGAUCUUGAUCUUGAACUUGAUCCUAAUCCUGAUCCUGAUCCUGAUCCUGAUCCUGAUCCUGAUCCUGAUCCUGAUCCUGAUCCUGAUCCUGAUCCUGAACCUGAUCCUGAACCUGAUCCUGAUCCUGAUCCUGAUCCUGAUCCUGAUCUUGAACACACAGAAGUGGCUGAGCCUGUGGAGGAGGUGGAGGAGGUGGAGGAGGCCCAGCCUGUUACCAAGACCAAAGAAGAGACCCCUGGCAAGAAGAAGAAGAAAGUAAAACACAGGGGGAAGCAUGAGAAGCAUGGGAAGCACCAUGAUAAACAAGAGAAACAUGAGAAGCACGAGAAGCACGAGAAGCACGAGAAGCACGAGAAGCACGAGAAGCACGAGAAGCACGAGAAGCACGAGAAGCAUGAGAAGCAUGAGAAGCACGAGAAGCACAAAGAAGGCAAGGUGAAAGAAGGUAAAAAAGAAGGAAAGAAGAAAAACAGUAAGAAGAAAAAGAUUACUGCUAAAAACAUGGCUGCUAUUAAUGCACUGUCCGAAGCUACUGAACAGACACUAAAGGAUAUAACGACAAUGCUGGAUGACCCAACAGUGCCACGCUUCAGUGAAUACUCUUCAGCCAGCAACUCUCCAUCUCGCAAGGUCACUGCUGAGGAAUUUGAAGCGAUUGCAUACAAAAUUGAAGCAGAGUACCGCAGAAAACUGAUGAUGGACGAACCGAAAGAAAAGGAGAAAAAGGCACAUAAGAAGAAGAAGAGGAAGAAUGGCAAUGGAGAGGAUGGUGAAGAAGAACCAAAGAAGAAGAAGAUAAAGAAGGAAAAGAAGGCAGAAAGUGAGAAAGAAAGCUUAGACAACACAAAAGAACUUUUCAAAGAUAUAAAAGAUGGAAGAAUAAAGCCUGGAGCCAUUAUUAAGUCUAAAGACAUUGCCAAGAAGGAGGGUGUUGUGAAGAAGGAGACAAAGAAUUCAUCAGAAGGAAAACCAAAAGCAAAGACUAAUCCCUUCGGCAAAAUAAACAAACAAGAAGAUUCAAAACUGACAACCCUCAUUGCCAAAGCCAAAGAGUCACGCAUAGGUCUAGUACCAAAUAGUGAGGUCGGGGACAGCCCAAAGCUCAGUUUAGGCAGUAUUAUUCGCUCAGGUGAUAUCGGCACAGGUAUGAAGUCUUCAAGAGAAGCCAACAGUGCCGAUGAGGAAGAGAAGUGGGAGACGAAAGAGAAAUGGGAUAGUCCAUGGGAGAACAGAUGGGAAAAGAUUCCAGAGAAGGAAGAGGCUCCAUCGGUGCGGGAGGAAGAGGAGAAAGAGGAGAUCCAAGAAGUGGAAGAGUUUCCCGAGAGAAUUAGUGAGGAGCCACCUCCAACUCCACGUGCACCAGAGAUCAAACAGGAGAGAGCCACCCCUAACUUGAGUGCUUGGUUCAAGGCCUUUGGCACACCUAAGCUGUCCUCAGCAGGCCCCAAGAAGAUGCCUGAAGACCAGGUCGAUGUGUGUGUGAGUCCAAAAGAGGCGGAAGAUACUGAGGUGAUCAAUGUUGAUGACAUGUCAGAGGUGGAGGAGAGUGAGGUAGGGAUGCUGGAACGGCCACCACCUUCACCACUGCCCCCGCCCAGCCCUGAGCCACCUGUGUCCCCAGAGCCUCCCCUGUCACCUGAGAAGCCUCCCGAGACCCCCUGGUAUGAAAAGCUGGACGAGAAGCUAGAGGAUGAGCCAAUAUGGAAGAAGAUGAAGAUGGGAGAGCGACAAUAUACGAUACAGGACGGCAAUAUGCCUGAUGAGGAGGAUGACCCUUACAAGUUUGAAGAGGAAGAACUCGAUCGUGCUCGUGAAGAAGCCAAGAAGCUUGAGGUGGAGAGACAGCGGAAGGCCUCUGUUUCCUCAUCUGGGGUGUCUGACCGGUCGCCCCUCAACCACAGCUUUGACUCUGACCGCUCUCCUGCAGCCUUCUCUUCAGAAGGGGAGCGCUCGCCUAUGACUAGGUCUCCUCACACCCCAGGUUUUGGUGCCAAGCAGUUCUCGCCAGUACCAGAAAAGUCCCCGAGUGUGCCUGCAUACUCGCCUCGAUAUGAGAAUGCUCUCUCCAAACCAUUCCCUUCGUAUGAUCCAGAGAAGGCAAAGUAUCAGGCUAAUGGGGCCAUUACUGUUGGAUUUUACCAAGACAUGACUGAUAAACCUGCAGGGGACAGUACUGAAAAGCAGACAACUGAACCAAAACCAACAGAAUCACCAGUAUACAGUCCUACAGUGCCAUACAUGAGCUCCUUUUACUCUAGCAAGGCUGAUGCUAGCAAGAAACAAAAGUCCCCAGCUAGCUAUGCCAGUUUCUACAGUUCAUCAGAUACCACUCUGGAAAAAGCCAAGACUCCAAACUACUAUUCGGCUUCUGCUCCAGCCACGCCCACAGAUAAGCCGUCCCCAGCACCUUUGACAGCAACUGAGCCAGCAGAAAAGACCAAACCCCAGUAUAGUUACUAUUCUUAUGAUCCAACAAAGCCCCUUACUGAUCAGUAUAAGAGCACUGGCUCAGUGCAGCCUACACAGCCUCAAAAGAAGCCCCCAGGCUACUACAACAGCCAUGAUGGCGUGAAAAAGCAGACUCCAACACUAUCACCAGCAGCCCCAACUGGUCCUCUGACUCCUACCUUGGCAUCCCCAGUGCAGGUUGGAUUAACUACACCUGCCCCAGCAAUUCAGGAAAAAUCAGAAAUGCAACCAUUGAAAAAGAGAGCAGCAUUAGACAAAGGUUGUCAAGAUUUUCAAAAUAGUUCCAGUGUGACGGCUGCAGCAGUCAGUCCAGUUGACAGCUCAGCAGCUCAAUGGGCAGGUCGUAAAUCUGCAGAAGAUAGUCCAGUGGCUCGAAAUACAGCACCUCCAAAUGUGACAGUUCCCUUUUCUCCUCAUCCCUCAGCACUGCCAGCCAAUCUUGCCAACUUAUCACAGAUUGUGUCACGCAUCACAGAGCCAGAAGCGAGUAGACCAGUUCCUGAUAAGGAGUUGUCCAAAUCACCAGCUGAACCUGCACGAGCACCUGCAGCAUUUCCCAAUCCUGAGCCUGCCAUUGGAAAAUCUUUGCCACCUACUCCAUUUGCUGUUGCAGGAGGGCAGACUCCAACACAGGUUCCAGUGUUAGACAUAGAGCGCAGUGGUAUAAGUGCUGUUAAUGAUUUGACAGACUUGCAGAGUUUGAAUCUGGCAAGUCGUGUUCAACCAGCAGAAUUGGCUCUGCAGAUUGAAGCUGACCCUAGAUUACAAGAUCGGUCAAUGCAGCCUAAUUAUCAUCAACAGAUCACAAGUCCUCAUAUGCAAACACAGCCUGGCUUGAGCUCUCCACAGCAGAUAACCAAACCCCCACAGACUCCACAGUCUCAAAUCCACACUCAUCCUCAGCCUCCUAUAGCACACCAAAAGCCUAGUGAAGGAAGUCGUCCUUCCAGUCGUGACUUGCCACCUGCUCAUGCCACCGAAAAAUCACAUAUGUAUCUCCAGCAAAAGAGUAUGUGGACUUCCAGUUUAGCAACUAGUUUGGCCAACAGUCUUGCCUCCAGUUUACCAUCAAGUAUGGUCACUAGUCUAGCAACUAGUUUAGGAUCGUCUUUGGCUACUACAUCAGUCAUUGCUUCGCUGCAGAAGAUGGGUUCAUUACAGAGUGAGCGCCUGACACAAGACAGAUUAACACAAGAGCGUUUAGCGCAACUAGACCGUGCAGCUUUAGCCUCACUGGCCAGUCGAACUGGACAGGCAAAUCUGUUUUCACAUGAACUUUUACCUCGUGGAUCAGUUGCUGCAAGUCAGACUCAGGUUGGUACUGGUCCAAGUAGUGGAAGUUCAUCAGGUGGUGGUAGCUCAUCAGGGACACCAGUGUCAGCAGGGCGGUCAGCCUCUGGCUCCAGUUCUGGUACAGGAGGAUCUACACCAGCAGCCACUGGUAAUAGUGUGGAGUUGGGUUUAAGUCGUUCCUACACCAAUAUGAUGACAGGCCAGUCAUCACCACUCUUUGGCCGAGGGGAAGGUGCUCUUACUCCUGGAUCUUUACCACGUCCACUCUCUGGUUCCUCAUCUCCAUUCCUGUCUCAAUCACCAGGGUUAAGUGCUGCUCUUGGUCUUCCUGGAGCUCCUCGCACUCCAACUCCAGCUCAUCAGCAGUCUCAUCAAAGUCUCUCUAGCCUCAGUCAGGGUAGUUUCCCAUCUCUUCCAAGAGACCCAAGGGACCCCAUUUCACAAUCCCAUCCAUCACUACAAAUUCCAAGUCUUAAUUCAAUAUCCUCAAGUCAAGCGCAGACCCUCAGUCAUCUCAAUGCGGCGAACUUGGCAUCCUACUCUGGAAGAGACUCCUUAGCGCUCAUGAACCAACAAAGCCGAGGCGCUUUAGCUGGUGGCUUAGUGGAUCCCACCUCUCAGCUUUACCAGCAGUACCUUCAGCAGAGACAAGAGGAACUAAUCUUAAGGUCUGCUGGAGCACACCCCUCACAUCUGGCUGCCCACCAGUCUAUGAUGAUACAGCAAGGCCUGAUGAGUGCGGCUGGUUUCUCCUCUGGCUACCCUCCUUCACUUGGCCUGAGACCAGGCUCGUACCAGGGCAUGAAUCGCCCAUGGCUCUAAUGAUGGAAUCCCACCUCACAACACAGGCGUCCCACUUUGGCUUGAAAACAGCCCAUCACUUUAUCUCUUCAUAUCUUUGGGUUUAAGUUACAACCAAUGUUUUUGUGGUUUGAUUUGAUUUUGUUUCUGAUGAAUGUGGCAAAGCAUUUUCAUAGUGCAGCAGCCAAGUGCAAUAGGUUAAGUUCUUUUCUGUUGUCUUAUAGAGAACUAUUUUUAUAUUUACUUAUAUCAGUAUUUAUAGACUAUUUUUUAUUUAUUUACAGUUUUGCAGGCAUUUUUUAAAGAUACAUGUACCCUGUCAAAGUUGUUUUGUUGUGAUUUAAACUUUAUGCAAAUAGAAGAGAAUGUUCGCUGCCAGUGAAAAAUUGAUUUAAACAUAACUUCUUAUGUGCCACUUGCUAUGCAGGCAGCUUUUCUUAUCACAAAACAGGGGGCUUAUUGUACAAAAUUGUCAUUUUAAACACUGAAUGACGAGAUGAAUAUUGAGGUUUAAAAGCAGCUCUAAAAUCUGUAUUGGACUAUACCAAACUACCUGGUGGGAUGAUGUGGUAGACAACAAAAAUUUCGCUCAUGAAAAUCUUGAUCCAGGAGGCAAUGUUGUCAGAUACUCAAUACAUUAUUAAUUUAGCCCUAUAAUGUACCUGAAAAGACCUGGAUAUGUGUUUUUAUGCCGACUUGCUUUGGUGUUGUGGACUAAAUUAUAAUGUGAUCAGUAUAUUGGAAAAGGUUCAGCGAAAGCCAGUGGAAGGCAUCCUUUGUUGGAUCUCAAUUGUCUACCCACUGGAGUGGCAGGUGUGGGGUGCAAGCCAACCAAGUACAAAACCUGCCUCAGGGUGAUUUCUCCCCCCCUGGUGGCCAACUAUUACUGUUAGCCUGAUGUUAUGGUGAUGCUAUGCAGACCUUGAAAAUAGGGAGCAUUUAGGAUGCUGUAUUUCAUUUUAAUCAAGAACAAUAUGUAAGAUGCAUAAUUAAGAUUAGUCUGCACUUUUGCUUACUUCUCAAGUAAUGAGAGUAUUAAUGUGUUUUGUACUUUGCAUAAUCCACAGGGAACUUGUGCUAGACUUUUUUUUUAAGGAGUACAUGUGUACUUUCCCACAUUUAAAAUUUUUCUCUUUUCAAAACUAACGUUUAUAUUUUUAAAUAUUUCCUUUUUGGGAUUUUAGGAAAUUUGAUUGCAAACAUCAUUGGACAGUUUCAGUCCCUUUGUUCGGAUAGGUUAAUGAAAAUCAAAUUUGUAGCAAGGUCAUUUUGGUCUGGUUGUCUCCAAGUACAGAUAUAACCAACACCCGCCGUCAUCUACUUGGUACAUCAUCAGUGCCAUCCAUCAUUCUGUAAAUUCUCAUACCCACUCUGUACAUUAGGUAUACCUCAUAAGCCAUUCAUCCCAUAGAAGACCAUCUCACCUACCAUACACAGCAGUUACACCAAUAUCCUUUUUUCCUGAAUUAAUCCAUUAUAACCCCUUGCCUCCUUAGGACUUAAGUAUUUAAAGUACUGUAUGAAGGUAAACCAAACUGAAACUCUUGACACUCAUAGGGAACUAAAGCAUUUCACCUUAAAACAUGGGAUGCAACCAACGUGCUGACUCAAAGGGUUAGUUCAUCCUUCCGAACAGAAAUUGAUCUCUUAACACUCCAAAGGUAGCCUUGAUUGCCUCAACUCCCCUUUCGCCUUCUGGAAUAGGGAAGGUCGACAACAAAAAGCCGAUGUGGUUUGUAAUUUUUUAUUGACGGUGAAUGUGUUUGUGUGCGUGUAUGUAUGUAUGUAUGUAUGUAUGUAUGUAUGUAUGUAUGUAUGUAUGUAUGUAUGUAUGUAUGUAUGUAUGUUUUGUUUGUUUGUUUGUUUGUUUGUUUGUGUACAGUAUGCAUGUCAGCAUGUUUUGUGUGUGGAAAGAAUUGUCUACCACAAUGUCAGAAUAUCAGUGUUUCAGUGUUAGUAUUGCGGCCUGUUAGUACCAUUGCCUGUGUACACCAGAUUGUUAGUACUGCAGAUUGUUGGUGCAAAUUAUUGGCAAAAAACUUCUUCCUGACUUCACUUCCUUUCUUUGUCAUGAAUGCAGUAUUGUUUACUGGACUAAUAGUUAAAUUUUAUACGAAGCAUACCAGCCACUUUGGUUUUGGUAUAGUUUCUUUUGAAUAAACAAGGUUUUUUAAAGCAUUUUAUUCUCUAUUUGGUAGCCAUAUGUAUAACAGACAAAUGCAUCCUCAUUCACUCAGUCAAUCAUCACACUCACUUGUCAAGAAUGAGUAAGCAUUGUUUUUAUUUGUAUAAAUUACUUCUUUUAUUUGAUAUACACAUGUACCACAAACUUUCUAUCAACCUGUAUGUACCCCAGACUUGUGUACUAAAAGUGUAUCCCACCGGGCGGAGUGUAUAGCUGCAGCAUGGGGUGUACAUAGCCUAUUUUUGAACUAUGUGUACAAAUUCGUGAAACUGUGUAUAUAAUAUGUAUAUAUAUGACAAAUAAGAAAUAAAUGCUGUUUAUAUA
Penaeus chinensis is the source of this 10324-nucleotide messenger RNA. RefSeq names its product trichohyalin-like. The transcript has 17 exons. The coding region runs from base 1 to 7836 and encodes 2611 amino acids. Gene Ontology annotation, cellular component: CERF complex. Lineage: Eukaryota; Metazoa; Arthropoda; Malacostraca; Decapoda; Penaeidae. The record is from RefSeq and is a predicted model, not a curated record. Gene Ontology annotation, biological process: chromatin remodeling. Gene Ontology annotation, molecular function: protein binding.